Molecule: messenger RNA, 2034 nt
Organism: Recurvomyces mirabilis
Lineage: Eukaryota; Fungi; Ascomycota; Dothideomycetes; Mycosphaerellales; Teratosphaeriaceae
Exons: 5
Coding region: 1-2034 (677 amino acids)
Biological process (GO): proteolysis
Molecular function (GO): tripeptidyl-peptidase activity; serine-type endopeptidase activity
Source: RefSeq, a predicted model, not a curated record
AUGUUCUUCUCUACCUUGGCCAUUAGUGCCCUUGCCACGGCUGUCAUAGCUUCCCCUGUGCUUCCACAUGCCGUACAUGAGACACGCACAACUGCCCCUUCUGGGUGGGAGAAGAGAGAGAUUCUCGAUCGUCGGGCUAUGUUGCCCAUGAAGGUUGCUCUCACCCAAGGCAACCUGGACAAAGGCUGGGACUGGCUGAAGGACGUUUCACAUCCCAGCUCUGCCAAGUAUGGCAAGCACUGGUCCGCUAAAGAUGUGGCCGAAGCUUUCGCACCAAGCGAAGGGUCAGUAAAUGCUGUCAAGGCCUGGCUGGCUUCUGCUGGCAUUGCCGGACCUCGUAUCAAGCAAUCGCAGUCAUUGAAUUGGUUAGAGUUUAGUGCCACCGUCGACGAGGCUGAAGACCUUCUCAAGACUCGCUAUCAUGUUUAUGAGCACGAGUCAGGACAACCACAUAUCGCCUGCGAGGAAUACAGUAUCCCCGCUCAUCUUCAGGAGCACGUCGACUUCGUGUACCCUACUGUCCACUUCGACGCCAAGAUCAAGGCUCGUGCUGUCCCAGAGGACGCUGCCGAAGAUAUGAUCGAGAAGCGCGACAACCCUCACGGUGGCUCGUGGGGACCCGGGAAGCCCUGGGGACCGUGGAAGCCUCCAGGAGGGGGGUGGAGAAUGCCGAAAUGGCACAAGCCUACCAAUGAUCUUGCCAACUGCGACGAAUACAUCACUCCAGACUGCCUGCGCGCUCUUUACCAGUUCCCGAUUAACCGCCAAGCAAAUCCAAAGAACUCUUAUGGAAUUGUAGAAUACAGCCCGCAGGCAUACGUACCCAGCGAUCUAGAUAUGUUCUUCCGCAACUUCAGCCAGCAGCAAGUCGGUAACAGGCCUAUACUUGAUUCGAUCGACGGAGGCGUUGUUCAGCAGACUAAUAUGAGCUUCAACUUCAACGGUGAAUCCGAUCUUGAUCUGGUACAUCCAUCGUUGCAGCUUCCGGCCUUUGACUAUGCUAACAAUGUGGAGUACGCCAUGACGCUCGUCUACCCUCAGCAAGUCACUUUAUACCAAGCCGGUGACCUUGUUGAAGGUGCAUCCUUCGAUGAUUUUCUUGAUGCGAUUGACUCCUCAUUCUGUACCUAUGACGGUGGCGACGAUCCCAAUCAAGACGCAGUAUACCCUGACCCCUACCCGGGUGGCUACAAGGGCCCGAAAAAUUGUGGUGGCUACGCUGCCACGAAGGUCAUCUCCACGUCCUACGGCUACAACGAAGCGGAUUUGACUCCAUUCUACGAACAACGUCAAUGCCAUGAGUACAUGAAGCUCGGGCUCAUGGGAGUCUCGGUCUUGUACUCAUCCGGAGACUACGGUGUCGCAGGCAAUGGUGGGCAAUGCAUCAACCAGACCUUCGCACCAGGCAACAGCAGCUACACCAACGGCAAGUCGGGCAAGUUCAACCCUAGUUUCCCAGGCACAUGCCCUUAUGUCACAUCCGUUGGAGCCACGCAGGUUAAGAAUAACACCGAUAUAAGCAAGGCCCUGGCUACUGGUACCCAGCCGGAGGAGGCUUGUGAGACGGUCAUCUACUCCGGUGGAGGAUUCAGUAACGUCUUCCCACUGCCGGACUACCAGUCUGCGGCUGUGCACCAGUGGUUCUCCAAGUUCCCUCCUCCGUACGGUGCGGAUCGCUUCAAUAACUCCCAGCGUACUCGCGGACACCCUGACCUCUCGGCGAACGGCGCCAACUACGUCGUAUCUGUGGACGGGAAUUUCUCCCUUGUCUAUGGAACGUCCGCCUCGUCGCCCACAACUGGUAGUAUCCUCACAUUAAUCAACCAAGCUCGGUACAACGCCGGCAAGAGCAGCAUCGGCUUCAUCAACCCUGUCAUCUAUGCCAAUCCAGGCGUGCUCAACGAUAUCACGGAGGGUGGCAAUCAGGGCUGUGGAACGCCAGGCUUUCAAAGCGCGCCGGGAUGGGAUCCUGUCACUGGGUUAGGAACUCCAAACUAUCCCAAGAUGUUGAAGCUGUUCUUGGGUUUACCAUAG